AUGCGCUCUUGUCAUAUCCGGCCCUGGGUGCCAAUGACUCUGACAGGCUUGUUCCUCCGAACGCUGGCCCGGGGAUGCGUCCUCGAAGACCAGUUCCUAGACAGCUCGGAAGAAUUCUAUGAAGCCCUAGCUGGAUGCACAACAGUUAUAGCAGACAAACUCAGUAUUGGCGGGGCCAGUGGUCGACUGGUUCUCCCUGAUGUGGUCAAUAUCACAGGCGCCAUCCACUCCACGGCACUGGUCCCAUUAGCUCUUUCAUCGCCGUUGAUGACCUCGAUAGAGGCCCCACAGCUCGUGCAUCUCGGUGGCUUGGACCUUAACAGUAUCGGGUCCAUAGCCAAUCUCUCCUUCCCUAAGCUGCAGCAUGUUGCCGGUCAGAUCCGUAUCGAACGCCUUGAGCAAUAUGUUAACAUUGACUUUCCGGUAUUGGAGGAUGUCAAGUCAAUUUAUCUGGACGGAGACUUCGGAAGGCUGGGCUUCCGCCGCCUUCAAAGGGUUGAUAAUGAUUUGAUCGUGAUAAAUUGCGAAGGAUGUAAAACCGGCAAUCUUAAUCCAACGACCCCCGACCCUGUAGCAAUUUUGUUUCCAGCCUCGAACCUGUGGGUUUCAUCAAGCUAG
Messenger RNA from Aspergillus nidulans FGSC A4, 618 nucleotides. RefSeq lists its product as uncharacterized. Bases 1 to 618 code for a protein of 205 amino acids. The record is from RefSeq and is a predicted model, not a curated record. NCBI's taxonomy places the organism in Eukaryota, Fungi, Ascomycota, Eurotiomycetes, Eurotiales, Aspergillaceae. The transcript has 2 exons.